GUGACACAGGCGCUCGAUUGGACGCUCGAGGUGCUGCCCGCGCGGACCUCGAAGGCGGAGGGGCUGCGGCGGCUGCUGGAGCACCUGCAGAUCAAUCCGCGCCGCGUGAUGGCGGUGGGCGACGGCGAGAACGACAUCGAGAUGAUGCGGAUGGUCGGGCUGCCGGUGGCGAUGGGCAACGCGAUGGAGCCGCUCAAGAGGCACGUCGCCUACGUCACCGCCUCAAACGCGGAGGACGGCGUCGCGAAGGCGAUCCGAGAGCACGCGCUC
This is a messenger RNA of Emiliania huxleyi CCMP1516, 270 nucleotides long. RefSeq lists its product as hypothetical. The transcript has a single exon. Gene Ontology annotation, molecular function: phosphatase activity; magnesium ion binding. Lineage: Eukaryota; Haptophyta; Isochrysidales; Noelaerhabdaceae. The record is from RefSeq and is a predicted model, not a curated record. The annotation marks the transcript as partial. Gene Ontology annotation, cellular component: cytosol.